Plectropomus leopardus (leopard coralgrouper) is the source of this 5350-nucleotide messenger RNA. It is a transcript of the gene sox5, whose product is annotated as SRY-box transcription factor 5. Gene Ontology annotation, molecular function: RNA polymerase II cis-regulatory region sequence-specific DNA binding; DNA-binding transcription factor activity, RNA polymerase II-specific. Lineage: Eukaryota; Metazoa; Chordata; Actinopteri; Perciformes; Serranidae. Gene Ontology annotation, biological process: regulation of transcription by RNA polymerase II; cell fate commitment; positive regulation of chondrocyte differentiation. Gene Ontology annotation, cellular component: nucleus. The record is from RefSeq and is a predicted model, not a curated record.
GUUGAAGGAUCACUUCUAUCCCGUCUUGUUUUGGGGAGACUAACCUUGUUCAUCUGAGCAUUGUGGGACUGUUUUAUGUUGUUGUUGACGAGAGAGACGGACCCUUACUCCAGCAUGCUCACUGAGCCUGAGCUACCUCAGGAGUGUAACAGGAUGUCUUCCAAGCGACCAGCCUCUCCAUAUGGGGGGACAGAUGGAGAGGUAACCAUGGCAACCAGCAGACAGCGAAUGGAGGAUGAGGAUAGCGAGGGACUGGGCGGUGUCAUCCACCUCCCCCUGGCCUCCUACUGCGGCAAGGUGUCCCCUCGCUCGCCCCCCAACCGCAACUUGGACAGCCCCCCCAACAUGGAACAGGACGGCACUAAGGGGAGCUCUUUGAGUCCUUACCCCCAGCACAAUGCUACCUCACCGGGCAAAGAGGAUGGCGGAGGUGGAGGGCGGCCCUGCAGCGACGGGGGCUCAACCACGGGCGCCCUGGGAACCCCUGAGAGACGUAAGGGCAGCCUGGCAGACGUGGUGGACACACUGAAACAACGCAAGAUGGAGGAGCUGAUCAAAAACGAGCCAGAAGAGGCCCCCAGCAUUGAGAGGCUGUUGUCAAAGGACUGGAAGGAUAAACUUUUGGCCAUGGGCUCAGGGCACAUCGGAGAAAUUAAAGGUACAGCAGACAGCCUGGCGGAGAAAGAGCGCCAGCUUAUGGGCAUGAUCGGCCAGUUGAGCAGCCUGAGGGAGCAGCUCCUGGCGGCCCACGAGGAGCAGAAGAAGCUGGCCGCCUCGCAGAUGGAGAAGCAGAGGCAGCAGAUGGAGCUAGCCAAGCAGCAGCAGGACCAGAUUGCCCGGCAACAGCAGCAGCUUCUGCAGCAGCAACACAAAAUCAACCUCCUGCAGCAACAAAUCCAGCAGGUCCAGGGCCAACUCCCUCCGCUCAUGAUUCCCGUCUUUCCUCCAGACCAGAGGACUCUGGCGGCGGCUGCAGCCCAGCAAGGCUUCCUCAUGCCCCCUGGCUUCAACUACAAGCCUGGCUGCAGUGACCCCUACCCUCUCCAGCUCAUCCCCACAACGAUGGCUGCUGCUGCUGCUGCCACACCAGGCCUGGGACCCCUACAACUCCAGCAGUUGUACGCAGCUCAGCUGGCGGCCAUGCAGGUUUCCCCGGGGGCCAAGCAGCACGGAGGCAGCCUGCCACCACAAGCCAACCUGGGCACACAUUCCCCACCCACCAACACACACUCACAGAGCGACAAGGGCCGCAGCUCCCCGCUACCAAACAAGACAAAGGACAGUGAGGGUGCACAGCCACUGAACCUGUCGGCCAAGCCUAAGGCAUCCGAGAGCAAGUCACCCAACUCCCCCCCAACUUCCCCACAGGUCCCUGCUGCUGCCGCUGCCGCCAAGCUGGGCCCUGCCGGCUCCAUGAAGCACAGCAUCGCCCCCUCCAGCAUCGGAGGACCACCGACCAGAGUCAGCUCGAUAGCAGACUUGUUGUCGUCGCUUUCUUCAACCGCCUACCUGAACGACCAUGAGGCGGUGACCAAGGCCUUUGCUGAGGCCCGGCAGAUGAAGGAGCAGCUGAAGAGAGAGCAGCAGGUCCUGGACGCCAAGGUCGCCGCCGUCAGCAACCUCAGCCUCAACAAUGGUCGCUCGGACAAGGACAAGGCUGCCUUGGAGAGUCUGAGUCAACAGUUGAAGCAGCAGGCGGAGGACAAGUUCAGCCACGCCAUGCUGGACUUCACCAUGAGCGGAGACUCUGAUGGCUCCCCCAGCGUGUCAGACUCCAGAAUAUUUCGGGAGGCUCGAGGUCGUGGCAGCGCCGAGCCGCACAUCAAGCGGCCGAUGAACGCCUUCAUGGUUUGGGCCAAGGACGAGAGGAGAAAGAUCCUCCAGGCCUUCCCUGACAUGCACAACUCCAACAUCAGCAAGAUUCUCGGCUCACGCUGGAAAGCCAUGACCAACCUGGAGAAGCAGCCCUACUACGAGGAGCAGGCUCGUCUCAGCAAGCAGCAUCUGGAAAAAUACCCAGACUACAAGUACAAGCCACGGCCCAAACGCACCUGCCUGGUGGACGGCAAGAAGCUGCGCAUUGGCGAGUACAAGGCCAUCAUGAGGUCUCGCAGACAGGAAAUGAGACAGUACUUCAGUGUGGGGCAGCAGGGCCAGCUGCCCUUGUCCUCUGCAGGCGUGGUUUACCCAGGUGCCCUGUCCAUGGCAGGGAUGCCCUCACCCCAGAUGCCCUCAGAGCACUCCAGCAUGUCCAGCAGCCCGGAGCCCAACGCAAACCACCACCAGAACACCCACAUGGCCGGCCUGAAGGGGGACGAGCCACGAAUCAAGGAGGAGGAGCUACGGCUGGACGACAGCAACGGCGACGUGUACGACGACUUCGACUACGAGGACGAAGAGGCAGAUUACACCAGCGACAAUGAGAACCACAUCACCCAAUAGGACGGUGCCACAGUCCCCUAAUUAUAAGCCAAUCACAGCUGGUUAAUCCCACACAAUCCCAAAACCCACCAAUCAGGAAGAAAACUUUCUCUUUUUGCCAAUCACCUUGAGUCCCAAUCUCACAACUCUCCAUCUCCCCAUCCUGACUAACACGGACUCUUUUAAUAGAGCCAAGCCCCUCCCACUGGAGUCCUGAUACCAGCAUCUGAUCAAUCAACUGAAGCACAGGACCUGUCACUCACACUGACUGUUACACAAACUGGAGUCUGGGAGGAAGAGACGACCAAGCCAGCCUCCGACGCUUGCUGAGGAAUAUUCAAGUACUACUGCAAGACUUUGAGUGUAAUGCCACGAGUGAGGAGAAAUAAAAAUCACACUCAGAAAACAACCUUUUAGACCCGUUUGUAGAAACAAAAGGAGACGUUUUAAAAUGAAAGACGGAUCAGUGGACCUGUCCAAGGCUAACAGAUGACACUUUAAGAUGGCGGACCUGUUUAUUAUCAAGAGACACUUUUAAAAAAAAAAACAGCUUUUUUUGUUCUUUGGUUCUAUAAUAUUCUCACUCAGGUACACGGUGCCAAUAAGUGGCUUGUGAAUGUGAUUUGUUGUUUUUGUGCUACAAGUUUGAAUAAUAAUAGAAAAAAGAGACAUUUCUUUUUUCCCCCCUUUUGUUGUAAAGCACCUGAAAGACAUCAGACAUGUUUAUUUUUAACAAAAACAUAUCUUUUCUUCGACCUCGCAGUGUGCUGUCAGCGGUUCCCCCCUCGAUUUUUCUCUGUGUUUUUGUGACCGCCCGCUCCCCUUCCCCUAAUUUGGAAUCCAAUGGGACGGUCCAGCCAGGACUGACCGGUACAGCGUGGACUGUCCCACUUUGAGGGAUUUUCAGGGGGGAGAACAGGAGUCUCUCUGGCGUCACGGAGCAGAAACGAAAGCACUGUGUUGUGAGACAAUCCACCAGUUUUCUUCUCGCUCCGUCCCUCUAUCUCGAUCUUGUCCGGGGCAAAACAUCAGUAGCUUGAGUGUGUGUCGGUGUGUGAUGCGUGUACUCGUGUGAAAUCUCAUUGUCAGUGUGAGAAAAAUGCUAGGAUACAGAAAGACGGGCUUACACUGCUGCUGUUAUUUACUGUACCACACACACACACAUACACACACUCACACACACAACUGUUGUUCUGUCCCUCAGUGUUUUCUUAUUCCCUCCAAUCAACAUCGUCCUGCUGUCCCUAGUGGGCGGAGCUGAGCUGAAGCAGCCAGUCAGUGUUUCUGUUUGUAUUUGAAUACUGUAUUUUAUUAUUUUUCUUCAAACUGCCUCUAGUCUAAUAAUAUUAUUAACAAUAAUUAUAAGGAUGGUCAGCGUUUCCUAAGUUUAGUAAGUUAUGUACAGUAUAAUUUAUUUUUCUCCUCUUUAUCGGGUUUUUAUGACCAUAUGAAACUAUGACAGUCAAUGAAACAUUAUUCUAUUUAGCUGGUAGGUAUUUAGAUCUAAACAAAAGUUGUCAUUUUACCUUGCUUUGUUUUCUUUUGUUCCCUUCUUUUUUGAUGCGUUCGUUUUGUAUUAAUCCUCCGGACGGGCAGGCAGGCGGCGUAAGUUAGGACAGCGAGCUGGACUGACAGACUCGACGCCGGCCCUCCUCCGAGCUGAAGACAUAACCUUUUCACAAUGUCCAAACCCAUUUCUAAAAAGCACUCAGACUCUGAGAAAAAGAAGAACAUGAAUUUUUUUUAUUGUUAUUAUAAUUUUAUUUGUAAUGGUUAUUAUAAUGUAUAAUGUGAAGUUUCCUAUCUUUUAUUUUGCCUUUUUUUUUUUAAUAAGUUUUAUCACUUUUUGGAAACUGUUUUCUGUGAACAAAGAGUCCCGUCCCCGUUUACUAGUUCUGGCUGCCUCACAGACACACAGUGGAACAUCUCUGGCUUGGAUCCACACACACAUACAUGCACAAACACACACGCACACACACACACAUUUUAAAUGAAGAGAUUAUCAUGACAACCAAACGAAUCCUAUGCUGUCCUUUUUCUGUUUUAUGAAAUCUAGUGUUCUAGAUUUAAAAUCCUGUACAUAUAUUUUGUUUGUUUCUAAUCAUAGGAAAGCAGUGUUUACUGGGAUCCACCGAGGUGUUCCACUGUCUCCGUGUGUGUGAGACGACCAGGCGUAUCUAUAGUAUCUUUAAAGUCACUUCUCAUCAGGAGCCCUUUGCUUUGUUUGAGCUCCACGCGAUGCUACAGGAGCCAUGACUACUCUUCAGGUGUGUUGUCACAUAGUGAUCCCCACAAUCAUUCUCUCGCUGUAGAUGUUCGCUCCACGCCACAUAAUGAGCCUCUGGGUCUUAAUUUUGCUGUAUAGUCACCCCUGCUAUCGCACCAUGGUUUAACCCGAUGCUGGAGACAGGGGACUAAGUGGAUCAAUCCAUUUUUUAGGGUAUCAGGUGGGUGGGUGGGACAUUAUUAAUCAUCCCUGCUGGCAAGGUCUGACCCCAUAUCAAGACAAUGAAAAUGAUGAUGAUGAUGAUAUUAUUUAAGACAAUCAAAGUCAUGAGUGGAGCUCAAAACAAAGUGAGAAUUAUUACAAGUAAAAAAAAAAAGUAUCUUACCAUCUCAACUUGAAAAAUCAAGAAAGAUAAUUAUGUAAAUAUAACAUAGAGUUAUAGAUUUAUAUUUUGUUCAUAACACAGUGUAAUAUAAGUUGUAUAUUUCUUUUUUCUCUCCCUACUGUCUCUUUUAUUGAUGUUAUCCAUGCCACAGAAAAGCAGGAGUCGCAGUACUCUCACACAAAAAAAUGAAGAAAAAUAUCAAAGAAAUAAAGAAAAACAGGAAAAAAAAAAAGCCGUGGGCUGCCACCACCAUCUGUUCUAAGUUCACUUUUUUUUCAGUAUUACUGCCAGACAAGGCUCUAAUAAAGACAGCAAUG